AUGGGGGGAGACAGCAGCAGCAGCAGCAACCCGCUGCUGUGUGACUCAGAUGAUGAGUCUCCUUCCUUACAAGAUAAGCAGCAGCAGCAGCAGCAACAGCAGCAGCAGCAGACAGGGGAGGGUCCACUAAAGAAGAGUCGUACUAAUGGCACUAAUGGCAGCAGCAACUCUGCUGCUGCCGCUGCUGAUGCUGCAGUGAAACCCAACCCUUCAGCAGCAGCAGCAGCUGCAGCAGCAGCAGCAGCAGCAGCAGCAGCAGAGGGACACUUUACUGGCCGAGUUGUUAAGGAAGGCGAUCUUGUUGUGCUAAGAGACUUCGCUGCGUCGUCAGCAGCAGACGUAAUAAGAGAAGUGGCGGCCAACAGCUCAACGUUUGAGCAACGGACAGCAUUUUCUAAGCAAAAAUAUAUUAUUAAAAAGGCUAAGAGUGGGCUGAGGAAUGACUACCUGAGCUGCAUGCUGCACCGCCUAUGUCUCUCCCCUGGCCAGAGGGUGAUUGCCCUUGAUCAUGCCUUAGGCCUUCCUACUGCCGGGGUCCUCUUGCGCUUAGGAGGACAGGGCCGCCUCUUUCGCCUGUUGGAGAGUGGCGCUGUUGGAGACAAGGCCCUAAGGGACAUGGCCUUGCCCGAGGCCCUCCUCUCUUGUCUUACGGACAUAAACUUAGAUCAGGGUUUACACGUUAACGUGUGUUCAUCGCAGCUGCUCAAAGUCCUUGAAGAUCGCCAUAAAGGAAUAACUCCUAAGGAGAGUGAGGAGGGGGCCCCUGGGGGCCCCUUGAAAGAGGAGGCGGGGCCCUCCGAGGGGGCCCAGCAGACACCCGAGCAGCGAUCUGAGCGCAUGCAGCAGGAGCACCAGCGGCCCGACGGGCAGGCGGCAAUGAAGGCCCUUGAGGAGAUAGAGGCAGGAGGGGGGAUAGAUGGAUUUGUGGCUGCAGUGUCUCCUUAUAAGGCCAGGAGACCCCAAGGAGACAGUUCGUCCUCAACAGCAGAAGUAUUUGGUAAACUGGUGCACAACGCAAUGCUUAUCGCCUACAAAUUCCUUAAGCCAGGUGCGUGCAUAAGGGUACACACCUCAAGGGACCAGGGGGACCCUAAGGGCCACAAAUAA
Molecule: messenger RNA, 1107 nt
Organism: Eimeria maxima
Lineage: Eukaryota; Apicomplexa; Conoidasida; Eucoccidiorida; Eimeriidae
Exons: 5
Coding region: 1-1107 (368 amino acids)
Biological process (GO): tRNA methylation
Cellular component (GO): nucleus; tRNA (m1A) methyltransferase complex
Source: RefSeq, a predicted model, not a curated record